Chlamydomonas reinhardtii is the source of this 2156-nucleotide messenger RNA. RefSeq lists its product as uncharacterized. NCBI's taxonomy places the organism in Eukaryota, Viridiplantae, Chlorophyta, Chlorophyceae, Chlamydomonadales, Chlamydomonadaceae. Gene Ontology annotation, molecular function: RNA binding. The coding region runs from base 494 to 1498 and encodes 334 amino acids. The transcript is spliced from 8 exons. Gene Ontology annotation, cellular component: cytoplasm; nucleus. Gene Ontology annotation, biological process: mRNA processing. The record is from RefSeq and is a predicted model, not a curated record.
GGCAGCAACGCAGCGGUCGUGUACUGCGUUUGCGUUGUAUUGCUUCUCUGGCCGUCCUGGACCAGAUGCCUGGAGAGGGAAUGCUUUGCCCACAGCUUGGCUAAAUGCCUAUCGAGCAGACGAGAACGCGUCCGUACAGAGAAUGUGGACAGCCAGCGGCGAGGCAAGCAAACGGGCUGCUGCGUGGGCUCACGCACGAACCCGCACGUCCUCAUCGCAAGACUACUUCGCGCGGUUAUCCAGUUGGGAAAAUAUAUAAUGCUUGCACCCUUGCUAGCAUUCUCAGCAGCGACGAGGCCAUAAACGUCAAACAAUCCAGACGCGCGGAAGAGAGAAAGCACUCGUCUAGUCUUCCGACCUCCCACUAAUCUGUCAUAAACGGAAAAUAUUUCCUGGCCUAUAGAUCACAGGCCUUGCCGUCAAGCGGCUAGCUGAGGCUCGCCGGCCAAAGUGCACGUCGACCAGUUUGUGGGCCCUAGGCACUGGCGCAACCAUGGCUUCAGGACUGCAGAGCCCUGAGGAGCUGCAGGAGAACCUGCGCCAAUACAAGGAGCAGCUGGCGCAGGUGGAGCAGCUGCUCAUGAUGGGCAGCGACGAGGAAAUGCCCGGGCAAGACCUUCAGGACAUGUAUCAGAGCUUGUCAGAGGUAAUCCAACUUACAGAGGAGCUCUUGAAGGACGCACUAGAACAGCAGCGUGCCGCGGGGGCAGCUGUUGCAGGGCUAAGCGCAGCAGCGGCUGCCGCCGUCGCUGCGGGCGUCGCGGGGGCGGAGGCGGCAGCGGGGGAGGCAGCGGCAGCGGCGGAUGCUAACCCUGUGGCAAAGAUUGUGACGCCUCCGGAGCUGAACCUUCCCGCCAUCCUGCCCGCGUCAGUGGCGGACCAGAUUCGGAAGGCGCAGGUGCGCGCGGCGCUGACAGGCCAGGCGCCGGCGGAGUGGGCGAUUGGGGCUCAGUGCCAGGCGGUGUACUCGGCCGACGGGCAGCACUACGAUGCCACGGUGGAGGCCAUCAGCGCGGCCGGCAACUUCAUCGUGGUGUUUGAGGGCUACGGCAACAAGGAGGAGGUGGGGCUGACAGGCAUCCGGCCACGCCCUGGCGCGGACGAGGGCUACAAGGGCGUGGCGGCGCCCAAGCGGAAGCGUGUGGAGGACGAGCCGGUGGUGAACGAGAUUCCCAAGUGGCUGGCCAUUAAGGAAACAGACGACGAAAAGACCAAAGCGCGCAAGAAGAAGCUGCUCAAGAGCAUGAAGAGCAAGAUCCGCUUCCAACAGAAGGACCUGGCGCAGAAGCAGAAGCAGGACAGCUGGCAGUCCUUCCUCAAGGGCAAGGGCAGCAAGAAGAAGACCGGCUUCCUCACGGGCUCCAUCAAGAAGGGCAGCAUUUUCAGUGUGCCGGAGGGCGUCAACGCCAAGGUGGGCGUUGUUGGCAGCGGCCGCGGCAUGACGGAAUACGGCAAGAAGUCGCGGCACGAGUUCGAGGAGGCGGAUGAGGAGCAGUGAGCGAGUAGUGGGCAGGAGCCAGCAGUGAGAGGGCGGCCGUGUUUGGCGAGGAGGCGUGCGCGGUUGAAACGAGCAGACAGUGCGGGGUUGUGCUAAUGCUGACGUAGUGCAACUUCAAGGACGCGAGUUUUGAUGAGGUAGAGCUGAAGGUUGAGCUGGGUGCAUGCCUCCCUAUGACGUCAACGAAUGAUUGAAUGAAGCAAGGCGGUGGCCGUCGAUUUACAGGAUGUCAUGUAUCGUAGUUGCCGGGCUGAAGGAGUCCCAAGUGCAGGGCGCCUCACCUGCGCCACCGUAGGUGCUGCACAUGUCAGAGGACACGACCGUUCAGGGACAGCACGGCACCAUUGCCGUCGUGCACGCUUGUCACGCGAUGAGGAGCACUAAUGGGCUAUGGAGGCAGGGAGGCCGCAGGUUGUUGGCGGCGGGUUACAGAAGCUGCAGAUUGUGAAAGAUUGGGGAUUGGAAGCAUGUGCGUGAGCACUUACAUGGGUUCGCGUCCAGCGCUCGUAUCUUACGAAGGCAGGGGCGGCGUCAGUGGCCGAAUUCCUUAAAAUGGCUUCGUUUAGUUGACGAAAGAGGCUGCCGCCGCUUCGUGCACCCCCAAAAUUUUUCCGGGGACUCCGCCCCCAACCCGCACGAUGUCGACACCGACACGACA